Messenger RNA from Rotaria sp. Silwood2, 1317 nucleotides. The record is from the annotation of a GenBank genome assembly. Lineage: Eukaryota; Metazoa; Rotifera; Eurotatoria; Philodinida; Philodinidae.
AUGACAUCGGCAGCAAAUAAAACACAAACAGUAGAACAAAUGGAAACAGUUAUUGAAGAAGAAAAUAAUAGUUUACCUAUUGCUCGUCCAUCACCCAUAGGUUUAACAGGUCCACCGGCUCCAUUAGAUUUUACUGAAUUUGAAGAAGAAUUUUUCGAAGAAUGGUUGCCUGAACCAACACCAGGGCAAAAACGAAAAUUAGGACACAGACGAGAUGAUCCACCCACGCCACCAUCACCACGACAACCCCCACCAGUUAUUCCAAGAAAGACAUUACCACCAAGAAAUAAUAACGUGCCACUAACUGGAGGAUCCCUGCAAUCAUCACCAGUUUUCAAAGAUAAAAAAACAAAUAGCAAAGAACAACAACAACACUCUUUCAAUGCACUCAUACCAUUAGAGAAACAAAAGAAAAAUGAAAACGAACACCAAGAAAUCCAAGCACAUAUUGCUCAUGUAGCUAGAGACUCUUCAAUGAUAAUAUCCCCUUUACAAAAUUCUACACCAGAAGUCAUAAUAAGAUCACCAUCGGUAAUACCAAAAAAUGCUAUAACAACGGCACAUAUUGCAUUUGAUUUUGCAAUUAUUCCCAUCGAAUGUAGAUAUCAUUUCAAACGAAUGAGACAAAAAUGUACAUUCGAAACAAUAAAAUAUCAUCAAGAAUUUCUUGAAAAUAAAUAUAAGGCAUUAGAUAAUGAGAGAGAAGAAAAACUACAUUCAUCAUUUUCUCGACAAUUAUGGACAAAAAUAGUUUCAUUAGUAAAAAAUAUUAUUGAAAAAGCACUUGAAAAUAAAAAGAAUAGUGAUCAACGAAGAUUAGACAAUCUUUUACUAGAUCAAAUGAGAGAAAAAGCUACACAACAAAUUAAACAUAGAGCAACGUUAACAGAACAACAAUAUAUGCAGACUUUACAUGAAAAGUUUAUGAGAACACUAGAUCUUAAAUUACAAUUAGAUAAAUUAGAGAGAAGAUUUGUAGAAAAUAUGCCACCACCAUCCCUCAAUAUUUUCGAUAAAAUAGAAUUACAUGCAAAAGGACUUAAAUCAGACAACCCUUGUUUGAAUUCACUUCGAGAACAAUGGAAAAAUGUAUUAAGGAAAACGAAAUUAGACCUAACAACUUUAAUGAGACGAGCAAAAGUAGAAGAAUUAGAGCAAGCUAGAAAGGAAUAUGAAGAAAUGAUAAAGAAUCUACCAACCUGCUUACAAAAAUCAUAUGAAACUUUAACUCACGUAGCACAAAUAAGACAUAACCAAUUUGCCAAAAAGAAACUGAAUUUUUUAGCAAAAAGGGCGUGCGCAACCAAUGCCAACUAG